Molecule: messenger RNA, 859 nt
Organism: Brassica oleracea var. oleracea
Lineage: Eukaryota; Viridiplantae; Streptophyta; Magnoliopsida; Brassicales; Brassicaceae
Product: protein MKS1-like
Exons: 1
Coding region: 221-859 (212 amino acids)
Cellular component (GO): nucleus
Source: RefSeq, a predicted model, not a curated record
UAAACGUCUAGACGAUGGAAACAAAAAGUCAACAUUUUGAAAGUCAAACUAAUCGGUCUCAGAAAACAAAAAUAACUUUGUGUGUUGAUGUUUUGGUCAAUAUACUCGUCGUCAAAACAUCCCUUCAAUUUCUCAGACCAAACACAGAGAAGAAACAAGUUGGAUCCAAACUCUCUACAACAAAAAGUAGUGAACGAGAGAAGCUCUCCCCAAGCGUUUAAUGGAUCCGUCGGAGCACUUCGCCGGCGGUAAUCCUUUCGAUCAACAGACUCCAAAACGUCAGCUUCAGAUCUGUGGCCCUCGUCCUUCACCUCUAAGCGUCAACAAAGACUCUCACAAGAUCAAGAAACCUCCCAGGCACCCUGCUCCACCUCCUCAGCAUCACCGCGACCAAGCUCCGCUCUACCCUCCUCGAGAGCCGGUGGUUAUCUACGCCGUCUCGCCGAAAGUCGUGCACACCACAACCUCCGAUUUCAUGAACGUCGUCCAGCGUCUCACCGGGAUCUCCUCCGAGGUCUUCCUCGAAUCAAGAAACGACGGAGAUGUAUCACCGGCGGCGAGACUCGCCGCGACGGAGAAUGCUAGCCCGAGAGGAGGAAAGGAACCGGUGGAAAGCUCGACGGCUAUGGAAGAAGCAGCUGAGUUCGGUUGUUAUGUGCCGGGAAUACUCUCGCCGUCUCCGGCUAUGUUACCGACCGUUCCCGCCGGAAUUUUCUCUCCGAUGUUUCACCUAGGUGGGUUGUUUUCGCCGGCGUUGCCGCCGGGAUUAUUUUCGCCGGCAGGAUUAAUGAGCCCUGGUUAUGCUAGUUUGGCGUCACCAAAUUUUGCUGAUUUCUUCAGUCACAUUUGGGAUCCUUAG